Messenger RNA from Brassicogethes aeneus, 857 nucleotides. The record is from the annotation of a GenBank genome assembly. Lineage: Eukaryota; Metazoa; Arthropoda; Insecta; Coleoptera; Nitidulidae.
AAACAACGUAACUUGGCGCGUCGCCGUGUUUUUCUCGAUUGCUUUUAAAAUUUAACAAAAAUAUACGUCAAGUUUGUACUUGUUAUGCUACUCAGAGCAUAAUUUAAGUAUUGAUGUACAUUUUGGUGACUUAACUUGCGCGUAAAGUGAGUAUUUUCGACGGUAUUCGCUGUUAUAACCUUCUAGUUUUGACGUUUCCAAAAACGGCCUUCUCAAGUGAAGAUUAAAGAUGAGCGGCAAAGGGAAGAAAAGCGAGGAAGAGUACGUGGUGGAGAAGGUGAUGAACAGCCGCAUUACAGCGGCAGGGAAGAAGGAAUACCUACUUAAAUGGAUAGGUUAUGACCAUGAAGACAAUACCUGGGAGCCAGAGGAGAAUUUGGAUUGCCCUGGGUUGAUUGAAGCGUUCGAGAACGAAAAGAAGGCCAGGGAGAAAACGAAGAAACGCAAAAGCGACGGCACGCCGCUGCAAGAAUCGAAGAGUGCCAAGAAGAAGGUCGAAGAUAAGAAAACAAUUGGUUUUGACAGAGGCUGUGAACCAGAGAAGAUUUUAGGUGCUACAGAUUGUUCAGGACAAUUAAUGUUUUUGAUGAAAUGGGUCGGCACAGAUGAGGCAGAUUUGGUGCCGGCAAAAACUGCAAAUAUCAGGUGCCCUCAAGUUGUCAUAAAAUUCUAUGAAGAGAGGUUAACUUGGGCAACGAAUUCAGAAAAAAAUCCUGAAUAGUUUUCUUUUGACUUCAUUGUUUUUUUUGCAAAAUUGUGCUAUAUUUUUAAGGUCGAUAAUUUAAGAAGAUUGUUAUUAUGACAGUAUAGGUACUUACGUCUAGUGAUUCUUUAUAUAAAAAAAUAUAAAACCUCAA